Molecule: messenger RNA, 2643 nt
Organism: Saccoglossus kowalevskii
Lineage: Eukaryota; Metazoa; Hemichordata; Enteropneusta; Harrimaniidae
Product: nose resistant to fluoxetine protein 6-like
Molecular function (GO): acyltransferase activity, transferring groups other than amino-acyl groups
Source: RefSeq, a predicted model, not a curated record
AUGAACAUCCGAGUACAAUUGCAGAUUUUGGUAUGGGCUGUGAUUUUUUGUACCUCUGCUGGUUUGUCUCGAAGGAUCUCAGACGAGGACAUUCGGGAUUUGGAACUGGAUUAUUUCGUGCAGUCGAAUGCCCAGAGUAUGCAGACCAUAUUGGACCAUUACAACGAGGUCGUAAUACAAUACUAUUACCAGGACCUAGCUAACAUUGCAACAGCUCUGGCCAAUAGUGACGAUUUUUUGAAUAACAUUAAUAGCAACGGUACUGCGUAUGCUAAGAAGACUGACACGGCGGAAGACGAUGACGAUCUACUAUGUUUACCUACAGAAUUUCCAUACCCUGAUCCAAUAACCGAUAUAUGCCUCGAUUUGCCAGCACGAAAUAUAUGUGUGAUAGUAAAAAUUGGUUUUAUAUCUAUUGGUCCUAUUUGCAUACCGCUCAGCACUUUACUGCCCUUGCUAUUGCCCAAUCUAUUACCGCUAAUACUUCCCCGGUUACUGCCUAUGCUGCUGCCCAGAGACUGUCCAUUUGAUCUACCGUUCCCACUCAGUGAAAGUAUAGCUGGAAAGAUGAACCCUUUCGAAGACUUACCUUUCGAUUUACCGAUAGAGCUCCCAGAAAUACCGGACACAGUUGCAAACAUCUCCGCCGACUGUUUCUUCACAGAGAUAAAAUUUCUAUUAGAUCUUGUAUGUACACCACGACAAUUUUAUGCGUUUGAAAUGUUCGACGCCAUGGGAAAAUUGCCAAGUGGACUUCUCAAAGGAGACCUCCGAUGGUUGGGAUCGUUUCUAGAAUGCCGAGAGGUAUUGAAUGUGAACGCCAGUAGGUUAUCAUCUGUUGACACCUUCGACGGAAAAUACUGUCUAACCAAAUGGACCAUUGCAAGUGAUGACGAUGAUGGAGUGAAUUUGCCACUGCAAAUUGGAGUAUGUAUGCCGAGUGUAUGUAGUGACCAAGAUGUAAGCAACAUGAUGGAACUAGGUAUUGGCCUGCUCUUCAGCGAUGGUCUCAAUUUGGACUGGGUGUACUGUAACUAUGACGACCCGCUUGAUGCAGGUGCUAUAACAACGUUGGUCAUUAUUUUUGUUAUCAUAGCACUGUGCAUUAUCGGGGCUAUUGUCGAUUACUUUGUCAAGAGACGUUACGAAAAGCUUAUGCCAAGACCUAACCAAAUAUCAACCAUGGAUCCGUCGCUAUCAUUCCAUAAUUAUGGGAAUGACAUCGAGAUGUCGGAUGCCGUCAAGGACGUCGGAACAGAUACAUCAGUCGACAAGCAAGACGAAAACAAGAAAGCAGAUGUUAUACAUGAAAAAAAGAUAGAGGCUGCAGACGAUCUUACCUACGUAAACGUAAUAGAGGAAUAUACAACUACAGAAGUCGAAAAAACUAAAAAAAUGGCUCGCAAGUUGAACCCGAUCCGAGCGUUUUCAGGUUUUAUCAAUGGAUCCAAGUUGCUUAGCACAGAGUACAACGGAGGUGAAAAGACUAUCAGUGCUAUACAUGGCAUGCGGGUCUUAACGUUAUGGUGGGUCAUCUACCAAAUGGCGUACGAAACGUCAUACGAAGUAUUACAAAACCCAUUAGACCUGUUGUGGAUUGCAGAGAGGCUCUUCUCCCAGGCGUUAGGUAACGGCUCGUUUGCCACUGACACGUUUUUUGUUAUCAGAUUCUGGCCGGCGUACAUAGUCAUUUUGCUGCAAUACAUGUUUCUAUUGCCGUACAUGUGCGGCGGACCUAUGCAGUACAUCGCUAAGGAUUAUGCUGAACCGUGUUAUUCUUACUGGUGGACCAACGUGUUAUUCAUCAACAAUCUGUACCCAUACAACGACAGUCUUCGGUCGAGGUGCAUGCCUUGGACUUGGUAUAUCGCCUGCGUCAUGCAAUUUUAUAUUAUUAGUCCACUCAUCAUUCUAGUGUUGAAGUGGAGAGAAUCUAUCGGAUUGGUUGUAAUGGGAUUAUUGUGUGCUAUGGAUUUCACUUGUACCGCCCUUAUAUCUACGUAUUACGGCCUAACUGCUAGCCCAGGCCAAUCUCGAUUCAACGACAAAGCCGAUGACAACCCGUUCGGUGAUUAUAUUGUAGCCAAGCCACAUACGAGAAUUGCCACGUACAUACUCGGGAUGUUUCUAGCGUAUGUUUUGAUUAAACAUGAAGAGGGGAAAUUCAGAAUCAAUAAGCCUAUCAGUAUAACGUGCUGGAUCAUAUCAACGUUCUUUGGUUUUGCUAUUGUGUAUUGCACCUACAGUAGUUACCAUGAGCCAGAGUGGUCGCAGGCACUGACGGUGUUUUAUUUAACAGUGAGCCGAUUUACAUUCGGCAUAGCCAUAGCGUGGGUUAUAUUUGCUUGCGCCACCGAACAUGGAGGUUUGGCAAAUAAGUUCUUAUCAUGGAAUUUUUGGGUUUCACUUAGUCGGAUGUCAUUCUGUACGUAUUUAGUGUUUCCCAUCUGGAUGGCUUUCUUAUUACUCAAUAAUCACGUACAGCCGUACGUGUCGGACUUGAAUAUGAUGUACAUGUUUGUGGCUUAUCUCGGCGUCAGCUUCGCUAUCGGAUUCUUUUUAGCCAUGCUUGUUGAGCGUCCAGCCAUACAAAUAGAAAGACUUAUGUUCAGGAAGGGACUGGAUGAAGACUACCCGUUUUAA